AUGGUAUACAACAAGGAAGCUUACAAGAAUGUUUACUAUAUAUAUGAAGAUGUUAUAGAUUUACAAAACAAAGGUCUAUUGAGGGAGCAAGUGAAAGUGCUCACUUUCUGUGGUGCCAUUGAUUUUUCAGGAAACAGAUUUGAAGGAAAAAUUCCUGAAUCUAUUCGUCUCUUAAAGGCAUUUAUUGCGCUCAAUAUAUCAAACAACGCAUUUACAGGCCAUAUUCCUAUGUCUUUGGAAAAUCUUACGGAACUAUUAGACCUUUCAAGAAACAAACUCUCAGGGACUAUUCCUAAUGGAUUAGGGAGCCUCUCGUUUUUGGAGUACAUAAAUGUGUCUCAUAACCAAGUCAGAGGUGAAAUACCAAACAAAACAAAAACUAUUGGACAAGAUAAAUCCUCCUUUGAAGGGAAUGCAGGGCUUAGUGGUCUUCCUCUAGAACAAAGUUGCUUUGACUCUUGUGUGCCUGCAAUACAACCAAAGCAAGAAGACGAAGAAAAAGAAGGAGAAGUGUUGAACUGGAAAGCAACGGUUAUAGGAUUUUCUUCUGGAGUGUUAUUUGGAUUGGCAAUAUCACAACAAUUCUUCAUAUAAGCCAGAAUGGCUCGUCAAAAUUAUUGGUCCUGAAAAGCGCAAACACCGUUAGAGCCUUAGAGGAAUGACUUGGUUUUACGUGUGAUCUUUGAAUGUCUACGUCAAAACAUUGAUGGUUUUGUAAUGAAGUGGUUCCUUAUGUUUUUUGUAUCGUCAUGUGAA
Capsella rubella is the source of this 756-nucleotide messenger RNA. RefSeq names its product receptor like protein 42. The coding region runs from base 1 to 594 and encodes 197 amino acids. Gene Ontology annotation, molecular function: protein binding. The transcript has a single exon. Lineage: Eukaryota; Viridiplantae; Streptophyta; Magnoliopsida; Brassicales; Brassicaceae. The record is from RefSeq and is a predicted model, not a curated record.